AACCAAACCAAUAUCACACUCAUGCCAGGAAUUAUCAUUUUACAGACACUGUCACCCAUGUAUGGCAGACUUAUUACUCUCAUGACCAGCACAGAAACCACCUAGACUGCGCCCACAGGGCAUACAGCCGUCACCGGUACUAUCUCCGACCUCAACUAUCUCAACCCUCGUUGACUUCAUACAUCCUGUAUACCUUCUACCAACAACAAAAUGAUGCGCACAAACGACCCUCGGAUCCGACAAACACUCAACCAAAUCUCCCACAACAUCGAAUCCGCAAACGAAAGCGCUCAAGAAGGCUUCUACCGCUUCGGCCAACAAUACCUAGCACCUUGCUUGGCUUCUAUCGGCAGCUGUCUCGCACAAUGCACCGCUCCAUGUCUACCAAACCGCGAACACCAACUACGGCGUCGUCGACGGAAUCGCGCCGAACUCAAUUUCGAUUUUUACGAUGAUUGGGACAAUGAGGUUGCUAAUGAGGGGAUAUUGGGUUGGGGAAAUGAUGAAUUAGAUCGGUUAUUGGCUGGUAGUGGCAGUGUCGGUGUUGCACGGGGUGGUGAGCAGCCCCGACGACAGCGCAAGAUGAGUUAUGGGGCUGCGCGAACGAGGCGGCAAAGUUCUAUUUUACCGGAUCAGAGAGAUGAUCCGACGGUGAUACCAAAGUCGUCGUUUAUUGGGUUUUUGGAACGAUUACCCUGGAAAAUUGGUCCUCGCGGAGUGAAAUAUCGUCCCUCGGCGGCGGAUUUACAGGAAAGACCGGGUCGGUUGCCGCAUGAUGAUUAUAUUCAGCCUGGAAGUUCGGAGGCGCAGCCGUUAAUAGAAGAGGAGGAUGAAGAUGAUCUUACGGCAACGAUGAGGAAAGGCAAGAGACAGAGACGAGAUCGCAGUACAACACAAUCGUCACAGGAAACGAGUAAUUCACUAAGUUCAAGAGGCGAUCUUAUAUUCGACGACGAGGAUGAAGAUGCAGUACCUCUAGACGACGAAUUUGCCGUUGUGCUUGCGCGGCGAAAUACAGGUCUGACUUCAGAUGAGCAUCUGUCCGGAAGCGGAGGGCGAUCUAGACGGACAACGUCCGGACAGUCGUCGCGGAGCGGGAAGACGAGAGAUCGGAAAGAGUCUCGGUUGGAGAUUGAUGCCACUCGUAACUCUGAGAUUGCGUCCAUGGCGGAACUGUCAAAGGAGGAACAGGAAGCGGAAGCCGAAGAGGAGUUGGAAAUUGUGCGCAAACGGAGUGCAGCCCAGCAGUUGGCUGUUAACCAGGGAUUAGCUAGGGAUACGUCAUCUCAAGCGGCUCCUACAAACUUUUGGAGUUCAGAUUCUCCAACGACUAAACCCAGCAAUCCGGCUUCUAUACAAGAGGAUGAUAAACCAACGGAACCUUUUCCUUCCUACCCAGUAACACCGACAUCACAAAGGUCUACCACGUCGCUGUCGAUAAAAGACCUGGAUACCCAAAACACAGCUAGCGAGAACCAAGGCGAUUUAGGUUGAUCCCAAGCGCAUUCAGAGAUGACUACAUUGUUUACAUUCUAUUUCUAAUAGCAGGUAGACAUGUCUUGCUGACGACUUCUAUAUGUAUAAUAUUCAUGAUUUACGAUAAUUUUAUGCCAGUAUGAGGG
Talaromyces stipitatus ATCC 10500 is the source of this 1622-nucleotide messenger RNA. RefSeq lists its product as uncharacterized. The record is from RefSeq and is a predicted model, not a curated record. The coding region runs from base 211 to 1494 and encodes 427 amino acids. NCBI's taxonomy places the organism in Eukaryota, Fungi, Ascomycota, Eurotiomycetes, Eurotiales, Trichocomaceae. The transcript is spliced from 2 exons.